Messenger RNA from Diachasma alloeum, 952 nucleotides. RefSeq lists its product as uncharacterized. The coding region runs from base 338 to 952 and encodes 204 amino acids. Gene Ontology annotation, cellular component: phagophore assembly site. NCBI's taxonomy places the organism in Eukaryota, Metazoa, Arthropoda, Insecta, Hymenoptera, Braconidae. Gene Ontology annotation, molecular function: ubiquitin binding. Gene Ontology annotation, biological process: macroautophagy. The transcript has 3 exons. The record is from RefSeq and is a predicted model, not a curated record.
AUGCAUCAAGGUGACUCAUGCAUCCCCGGGCAGACUGUACCUCGAUUGUUGAUAUUUCAAUUCGACUUAUUACCUCGACUGUACCAGUAGUACUGGACAAAUGAAUGCACCUUGGGCACUCUCAAAACACGAUAAGCUAACGUCACACGUCUUAGAUAUCAUGACAUUUAAAAUUGUUGGUUAAAUUUUUUCGCUCAUCAAUAAAAUAAAAACAAAUCACAGGGAUUAGCUGAGUGGACACUGGAGUGGUAAAGAAGAUGAGGCAGUGAGUGGCAUUGGAUGGGUGGAUUUUUCGUCUUGAAUUUUUGACAAGAAGUCAGUGAUUAUCGUCACUACGAUGGACGUCGACAAUGACUUUGAUCAGCAUUUGCUGCAGCAGUUCAGUUGCAUGGGGACGACCGAUAAGGAUGAUCUGGUGAAGCAACUGCAGAGGUUACUGGCGGGCAGCCAGCUCAAUGAAGCGACAGCCACGUUUUUCCUGGAUAUGAACAAUUGGAACCUCCAAGCAGCAAUAUGCAGUUACUUCGAUUACGAGUCACCGUUCAAACUCCCGUGCAUGACACUCCUCUGUGACAGUACGAUUGGCGAGGGUGAAUCAGUAUCACCAAAUACAAAAUUUCGUAAAUCAUGGCGUGUGCAAAACUCGGGCACCGAGCCAUGGCCAGAGGGCAUUUGUUUACUGCACACCGGUGGUGUUGUUAUGGGUGACUGCACGAGGGUAGAAGUGCCAGCAUUACCACCAAAGGAUACAACUGAAUUGAGUGUCGUUUUGACGAGUCCCAGUGAAUUGGGAACGUUUCAGAGUAAAUGGAGAAUGAUGACUGCUUCUGGAUCCUAUUUCGGGGAUGUUAUUUGGGUGAUUGUGACCGUAAGUGAAGCAGGCACACUGGCUGUAACUCAGCAGCUGCAUCAGCUAAGUACUUCACAGUCGAAUGAUGUACAAAUGUGCUAG